This is a messenger RNA of Arvicanthis niloticus (Nile rat), 819 nucleotides long. The record is from RefSeq and is a predicted model, not a curated record. NCBI's taxonomy places the organism in Eukaryota, Metazoa, Chordata, Mammalia, Rodentia, Muridae.
AUGCCCCAGACAGGAGCUCUGGCUGCCCUGGUGGUGAAGCCUCCUCUGAUGCCUUCCUUCAAGGAAUCCCAUGGGCUGCUCCUGGAAACAGGGAUGCUAGGUGCUCAGUCCACUCAGUACCACCAGGGCCACCUGAUCUUUCCUGAUAAUGGGAGACACUACCAGAGUUGUCAGGUUUGUACAGAAUGUGACUUCCCCUACUGGGCUGCAUUGGUCACCUUCACCAUGGAGCAGCUGAGUUCAGCCAACACCCUCUUCGCCUUGGAGCUGUUCCACACCCUGACUGAGAGCAACCCCACAGGAAAUGUCUUCUUCUCUCCCUUCAGCAAUUCUUCUGCCUUGGCCAUGGUCUUCCUGGGGGCCACAGGCAGCACUGCAGCCCAGCUCUCCAAGAAGUGCCUGGCUUCAACCCAGAAAAUGUAUGGUGCUGACUUGGGCCCUGUGGAUUUUCAGCAUGCCUCUGAGGAUGCCAGGAAGGAGAUAAACCAGUGGAUCAAAAGUCAAACAGAAGGUGAGAGGCUGGGCAAACUGUUGGCUGAUGGUGUGGUAGACAGUAUGACCAAACUUGUGCUAGUAAAUAGCAGCUACUUCAAAAAAAUGUGGGAGGAGAAAUUCAUGAAACGAGACACAAUAGAUGCUCCAUUCCAACUGAACAAGAAAGACAGAAAAACAGUGAAGAUGGUGUAUCAAAGGAAAGAAUUUCCAUUCAGUUACGUUCCAGACCUGGAGUGCAAGAUGCUGGAACUUAGCAUGGUCAUCCUGCUGCCUGAAGACCCUGAGGACAAGUCCAUGGGUCUUAUGGAGUCUAUCAGGUGUUAA